AUGCAGAGAUUUAAAGGGGUUUUUGCGGUCCUGGCCUGCCUGUUUCUUGGGACUGAAAACGGAUCAGCCUUCUUGCUGGAACGCGAAUGCGGAAAAUCAAAUCGUUCCGAAAAUUAUGGGCUGAUUGGUGGAGGUCAAUAUGCAGGCAUACUCUCGAAUCCAUGGAUGGUAUUGAUAAUAGUAAGGGGUAGUCCAGUUUGUGGCGGCUCUCUAAUCACUUCUGGUUUCGUUUUGACGGCAGCGCAUUGCAUAUCUCCUUUUUACACGACCGUGCGAUUGGGCGAUUACCUAACGGUGGAUUCUGAGGAUGAUUGCUCUAGGGGUGUUUGCAUACCAAGAGCCUAUAUUAAAAAUGUCGAUAUGAAAUUGACUCACGCAAAUUUCGGUACAGCCCCAUACAGUCGGUAUGAUAUAGGCCUGCUUCGAAUGGCUGAUGUGGUAAUGUUCUCAGACUAUGUCAGACCGAUAUGCCUCCUUCUCAAUGCAAAAAUGGAAGAUGUUUUACAAUUUAACGUCACCGGCUGGGGUAGGCGUGAAGAUGGUGAUAUGAGUCGCGUUCUACAAAAAGCAACUCUAUCUAGAAUUAACAGUUCAUACUGUGAAAGCCAUUUUAAUACGAAGACUGAUCAGACCCAGAUUUGUACUGACAGUUAUUCUAGUGAAACCUGCGAUGGGGACUCUGGAGGUCCUUUAAGCGCAGAGGUUUUAUACGAAGGACAACUUCGUCCGUUUCUGUACGGUGUGGUCAGCUCUGGAUCUCAAAAUUGUACAACUGGAGGUGUAGAUGUUCACACAAAUGUGGAAAAAUUUAUGGACUGGAUUGUGAGUGCUGUGAAUCGUUAUUCAUACAACUAA
This is a messenger RNA of Drosophila subpulchrella, 855 nucleotides long. Its product is annotated as serine protease grass-like. The transcript has 4 exons. Gene Ontology annotation, biological process: proteolysis. The coding region runs from base 1 to 855 and encodes 284 amino acids. Gene Ontology annotation, molecular function: serine-type endopeptidase activity. The record is from RefSeq and is a predicted model, not a curated record. Lineage: Eukaryota; Metazoa; Arthropoda; Insecta; Diptera; Drosophilidae.